AUGUCAAAGACCCUACAGGAAACAUUCCCCGAUCCUGAUGAGGCUAUUUGUAGUUUUUUUCUGCAAACGACGGAUGUUUCUGAUAAAACAUGGCAUAGUAUCUCUUUAAUAGCCGAAUCAGAUGAUGAUACCUUUUGGGUGGUUAUUGCUCAUCAUAAAAAUCUUUCACUUGCUUUAAAAAAUCUCAUUACUGCAGUAGAUAUCGCCCAUAGUUCUGCUUUUAGACGAUCACUUCAACUUGCAGAUGAGUUUGCCCUUAUAACACUCAUCGUCCGACUUGUUACCACCACCUCUGUUGUUUUUAAACGUGGUGUGAGUGUACGAGAAGUGGCCGCACGCUUUGGUGAUCUCAUUCCCGCCUCCUUAAUUUUACCAACAUCUCUCAUGUUAUUACGUCAUUCCGGUCCUAUUGCUUCUGCUACUAUUACUUCCUUAUUUCUUCUUAAUCCUGCGUAUUUGUGUGCCAUGUCUACUGUAGCCUCAUCCUGGUGUGAUGCGACAUCGCGAUUGGCAGUUCGCAGUGUGCGGGAAUUAUCAAGAGGAAGACAUCAACGACUGGCAGGGGAUGUGGUGCCGUUGUUUGAACAGGUUUAUCGGCAUGUCAAACACUUAUGGGCUUUAUUUCAUUCUGCUCCAUUUGUGGCGGAUUAUGUACCACUUUCUCGAUUAUUACAGAAUUUACGGGUAGUAGUUGAUUUACUUUCACCAAUUCUUCAACAUUUUAUUUUAACUUGUUCAACUAUUAGUAAUUGUCGGGAUCGUUUUUCCAGGGCGAAUUCGGCUAUUGUGAAUGCUGCUAUUAAUACCGCAUCUAUUCUGGUGUUAUUUCGAACGUAUAAUAAAGUUUUAACAAAAGAACGAUGUUAUUGUGUAGAAGGUAUAGUCCAUUCUACCUAUGAAGCUCUUACUAGCUAUAUUACACAAAAAGUUAGUGGUCCUCCAGCAUUACUUUUGUCUAAUAGUAAAUUAUCUUUGACAUUACUUAUACAUGAACUUUUCCCUCCAAGGAUGGAUGAGAAUGAUUUAAUGGUAGGGAAAGUUUUACGUAGUUUAACAGAACCCAUUCCAGAUAGUAAAGACUUCUCAGAUGGUUUUUUGGGAUCUCGUUCUCGAUAUUUUGAAUUAAUUUUAAUUGAAUUGGUUCAUCAGGGAUUUCAUAUAGAUAGGCUUUUGGAUAAAAAGUUUAUUACAGCAUUGGAAGCAGAAGAACUUGGAGCAUCUGAGCGAAGUAUUACAUGUGCUAUUACUGGUAUUAUUGAAGAAUGUACAAAACAAAGUAAUACUACCUCAUUAUCUAAUAUGAAUGAUAAUAACAACAAACAAGAAGAUAUAGUUUCACCUCCUAGAUCUUCUGAUGUAGAAGGAACUACAAAUCCACUUGUAAAUAUUGUAUUGGAUGUUAUGCCACAUUUUAAUGUUAAAGGUAUUAUAGCUGCUUUACAGUAUUAUAAUAAUGAUGUAGAACAUUUUAUUCUUGAUGCCUCAAUGGAUAAUAUUGUUCCACACAUUUUAACACAACUCACAGAACCUUCACCCACUGUUGUUAGUUCUAAUCAAACAACAACAGAAAAAGUUAUAUCUGAAACUCCUUUGGCACCUAUUCAUGCUAUUACAUCAGCAGAUUAUGAUAAAGAUUAUGGUGAAGUGGAUUUAAAUUUAUUUAUAGGUUCCGAUCUCUAUGAGGCAAUUAACGGUGAUGAUGAUAAUGAUAAUAAUGGAGAGAAGACCCUAGGAGAGGAUUUAUCAAGUGCUCUUGCAUAUACUACACAUCAUGUGGAGGAUCAUCGUAGUGCUGCAGAGAUGUUUGAAGUAGAUGAUACUAUGAGAGAUAAUAUUCGCAUGUUAAUGGAGAUGAUGUAUGAUGAUGAGUAUGAUGAUGCUCAGGAUCUUGCAGAAGUACGUGGUUAUGAAGCUAGACGAGGUACAAAUAACUCAGACACCUCCUUAUCAGACAAUGAUGAUAAUAAAGAUAAUAACGAUACUCCUGAUGGUGAUAAUAAGAAUAGUGAAGGUACAGAAUUAUCUAGAGCUCCACAUCAAGGGGUUUCACGGGCUCGAACAUUAUAUGAUGAGAAGAAAUUUCACAAAACAAGGUCUAAACAACGGGAAAAGGAUGUGAAAUCUGUAAAAGAGGCUCGGGAAAAAACACCAAGUUAUACUCAGAAAAAGAAAACAGUACGUAAAAAUGCACAAGACAAGAUGGCAUUCACACGUGCUGUAAAAAAGGGUAAGAGUGACUGGUAG
Messenger RNA from Trypanosoma theileri, 2244 nucleotides. RefSeq lists its product as uncharacterized. The record is from RefSeq and is a predicted model, not a curated record. Lineage: Eukaryota; Euglenozoa; Kinetoplastea; Trypanosomatida; Trypanosomatidae. Bases 1 to 2244 code for a protein of 747 amino acids. The transcript has a single exon.